Messenger RNA from Conger conger (European conger), 2761 nucleotides. Its product is annotated as macrophage immunometabolism regulator-like. The transcript is spliced from 2 exons. The record is from RefSeq and is a predicted model, not a curated record. The coding region runs from base 126 to 764 and encodes 212 amino acids. Gene Ontology annotation, biological process: negative regulation of fibroblast migration; negative regulation of cytokine production involved in inflammatory response. NCBI's taxonomy places the organism in Eukaryota, Metazoa, Chordata, Actinopteri, Anguilliformes, Congridae.
GCAAGGUGGGCAACACCCUUAGGAACUCACUGGAAAGAGGUUUGGCCUGCUGUCUACGUGAGGAAGACUUGUGAGUGCAGCCGUGUAGCGUCGUCUGCAGUUAAGUCGUGUCCUUAAAGGUGAAGAUGGAAGUCGGCGCCAUGUCCAGGGCACCCGUUUCAACUCUCCCAGCGGCUGAGAAAACCUCACUGAAGCCGGAGGCUGAAAAGCCACGGUGCUCUAGCACGCCCUGCUCCCCCAUCAGAAGUACUGUUUCUGGGUACCAGAUCCUUCAUAUGGACUCCAGUUACCUCGUGGGGUUCGCCACAGGAGAGGAGCUCCUCAAAGUGGCCCACAAGCGGUCCGAGACGGAGACGAUGACGAUGACGACGACGUCGACGACGUCUACAGCAGCCGAGGCUUCGCCUAGCCCGCGCGCCAAACCUCUGGACCUGGGCCUUCACCGGGCCUCCCGCCUUUACAAAACCAAAAGCCGCUACUACCAGCCUUACGACAUCCCCGCGGUGUGCGGCCGGAGGAGGAGGCGGAUGCCCAGCUUGGGCGAGCGCUGCCUGAAGUCGCUGGCGGGGGAGACCAGCCGGGCUCUUCACGGCCCUUUACCGCUCUGCCUUUUGAAGGGGAAGAGGGCGCACCCCAAAUCGCUGGACUACCUCAACCUUGACAAAAUGAACAUCCGGGAGCCGGCGGACACGGAGGUCCUGCAGCACCAGCUGCAACACCUCACGCUCCGGGGAGAGCGCAUGUUCUCCGCGAACAAAACAUGAACAAGGGCCCAAAGGCAAAAUGACAGUUCUCUCAGCAAACACUCGCGGGCCGUUAAUGCCAUUAUCGACUCUACGGCCAAUGUGGAGAUUACACUAUCUGCACUGAAAGUUGUCCAUUUCAAUAAGAAAUUAAUGUUGUGUACCUUCACAGGGCUAUUUAACACAGGCAGAUUAAGUAUUUAAAGUGUAAGCAAUAACGUGGUUAUGGCUAAUAUGUAUGUUUGGGGGAGGAGGGAAAUCCAUUGAAAGGUUGGGAGAGUUUUCCUGCCAUUUUAUUGCACUGCUGGCCAUCGACUGUACACUGUGCGUUUACCAGACAUCACAUCAAUUAUUAUAGCUCAUCUCCUCGUUGUCCCCCUCUCCUUUCCAGUUUUGUAUAAAUGGCCAUCUGUACCUUAAGAAUCUUAAAUAUAAAGUACUAAAUCGCUAUAUGUCAAAUGUUGACUAUGAUGCAAUCAUAUGGUUAUUCAAUAUGUCAUCCCUAGAGAGGUUUAGUACCUCAGCAGAGCACGUUGUUAAGCUCUGAUCCUUCAUCUGGACGUACCACAUUUCUCCCAAGUAACUGUAAAGUUGUAACAAAUGGGAUGGGGUUUUGAGAUUUACUUUGGCUUUCCUUUUAAAUCAGAAACUAUGCUUUUAUACACACGCAUUACUACAUUUUAAAUACAAAUAUGUAGUUGAUUCAUGCAUAACCAUUGAAACCAAAGGAUAACAUCUUAUUUUCCUUUGCAUAUAAAGUGAAAACCAAAUACUCCCAGUUAUGUAGCUACAUUUGAAAUGUUAUCUUACCCUUUAAAUUGAAUUCUGUUAUGGUAAUUGGUGCCAUUUUGGUGUCAUUUAUUUUGUCUUGUGAAAGUCGGUUUAGAUUAACAAUAAGGGAAUAGUAAUUAUAGACGCAUAGAGUCCAUGAUGACAUUUUUUAUGAAUUUAUGUAAUUUUCCCCGUGUGUAUUCGUUGUGUGUAUUGUUCUGGUUUUAGGUGACAGGCCAUAUUAAGGUUAAGGUGUUAAGGUUCAUUUUAUUAUUUUUUUCCCCCAGUGCACUACAGUAGGGAAAUGAUGCAAUAAAAAUAACGUGUACAGCAACAAUUAAAUCUAACUUAAAAUGCUAUUUGCAGUCCAUGAUGAUUGACAUUGUAGACUUUUUUUUUUUUUUUUCAAAAGUCAAACUGAGUUUUAACUUAAUAUUCUUGUGAGGUAAGCAUCUACCAUAUGAUGAGAGACCAUGUUUACUCUCUGUCCAUUGAAAUACUGUAUGGGACUUUUAUGGACUGCCAUUUAUAUAAUUUAUUCAUGUGAGAAGGAACCUUGUUUAGUUGUGAUCGUCAUGUUGGCGAUUUGUAUUUCAGAAUUCUGGUAUUUUUGUUUUGUUAGUUGACCUUAAACAUCCUAGCUUUUAAAGAGACAUACUCCUAUACAUUUGAAUGUACCAAAACAAAUAUUACUAUGGUCAUGUCUACAAUUAGAGAUGCUGCCAAAUUCAUUUUACAUUUACUCUGUUCCUGUACGGUACCAACUUGUAAUACAGUUAUGAAAGUGCUUAUGACAAAAAAUGAUACACAUUUUGUGCAUGAUUUAUGUGUAGGGAAGGAGCCCAAUUGCAGAAGCUGAGAAUUUAGCGAGUAUAGGACAUACUGAUUGAGAUAAGAGUUGCGUUUCCUUAUUUGAUGUAUCGGCUAACACAUAAGGAACCAUACCAUAGCUGCUAUUUUAUAGUAGCAAGUUUACAGUCAAUGGAAAUGUUGGCUCUAAUUAAAACAAUAUUCUGUGACGCCCACAAGGAUUUGGAACUGAACAGCCCGACUUGAAGAAUUUAUAUUUGUUUUGUUGCAUUCUUUUUAAACUUGUGUGCUUUGCCUUUAUCGGUAAUAUUAUAUUCAAACCAUGCUUUGAUUUAAGAUAUGCAUUGAAAUGACUACUUUCCCUGUCUUAUUCUGUUUUGGUGAAUUACGUUUUUGUGAUAUUUUGGAUUUUUGGACAAAAUAAAAGACAAACUCAA